Molecule: messenger RNA, 2838 nt
Organism: Ilex paraguariensis (yerba mate)
Lineage: Eukaryota; Viridiplantae; Streptophyta; Magnoliopsida; Aquifoliales; Aquifoliaceae
Source: the annotation of a GenBank genome assembly
AUGUCAUGGUAUUGGGAAAUUCUACUGCCUGAGCUCUCAUCUGCUAUUUCAUUAGGCAAAGCUGUCAAUUUCAAUAUGAAAUCAGUGUUGAGUGAAUUCCCAAAAGAAGACAAGCCAGAGUCAAGCAAACACCCUCUUUUAGAAGACGUGACAGAAGAUGAUAUUUACACUAAAGAUGGCACGGAAGAUUACCAUAACAAUCCUGCUAACAAGAGGGAAACAGGAAGCUGGAAGGCCUGCCCUUAUAUCCUUGGAACUGAAUGUUGCGAAAGAUUGGCAUACUAUGGGAUGAGCUCCAAUUUGUUGCUUUAUUUCAAGAAUAAACUCAACCAGCACAGUGUUACUGCUUCAACAAAUCGCUCAAAUUGGUCUGGAACAUGCUAUAUCACUCCAUUGAUUGGAGCAUUUCUUGCUGAUGCCUACUUAGGAAGAUAUUGGACAAUUGCCAGUUUCUCCAUCAUUUACGUUAUUGGGAUGGCACUCUUGACAUUAUCAGCAUCAGUCCCUGGCCUAAAGCCAACAUGUUACGAAGAAGACGGUUGUCAUCCAACUGAUGCUCAAACUGCGGUGUGCUUCACAGCACUUUACCUGGUUGCACUGGGAACUGGAGGGAUUAAGCCUUGUGUCUCCUCCUAUGGAGCAGAUCAGUUUGAUGAUUCUGAUGAGGUUGAGAAGAAGUACAAGAGUUCAUUUUUCAAUUGGUUCUAUUUUUCCAUCAAUAUUGGUGCACUGAUUGCUUCUUCUGUGAUAGUCUGGGUACAAAAUAAUAUCGGUUGGGGAUGGGGCUUUGGCAUUCCAGCUGUGACCAUGGCAGUUGCCGUAGUUUCUUUCUUUUCAGGUACUCAGCUGUAUCGGAACCAGAAACCUGGAGGCAGCCCACUGACACGCAUCUGCCAGGUGGUGGUGGCCUCUUUGAGAAACUAUCGGGUUAAAGUACCUGCUGACAAGUCUCUCUUGUACGAGACUACAGAUGCAGAAUCCGCCAUAGUUGGAAGCCGCAAGCUUGAUCAUACGACUGAUUUCGGCUUCUUCGAUAAGGCAGCGGUGGUGGUGAUACAAUCAGAUCAUAUGGAGGAUUCAGUAGACUCAUGGAGAUGUUGCACAGUAACACAAGUUGAGGAGUUGAAAGCAGUCAUACGUUUGCUUCCUAUAUGGGCCACUAUUAUUAUCUUCAGUACUGUUUAUGGACAAAUGGGUAACUUAUUCGUGUUGCAAGGCACCUUCAUGGAUGCUUAUGUGGGCAACUCUGGCUUUGAGAUCCCAGAAGCAUCACUUGGCAUUUUUGACACCCUUAGUGUGCUUUUUUGGGUCCCAGUCUAUGAUCGAAUCAUCGUUCCAGUAGCCAGAAAAAUCACCGGCCACAAAUCUGGCUUGACUCAACUGCAGCGAUUGGGAACUGGCCUCUUCAUAUCAAUCUUUUCCAUGCUAUCUGCAGGGAUCUUAGAGAUCGUUAGACUUGACAUUGUGAGAAGGCACAACUACUAUGAUGUUCAGCAUAUCCCCAUAUCAAUAUUUUGGCAGGUUCCACAGUAUUUCAUAAUAGGCUGUGCAGAAGUAUUCACAUUCAUUGGACAAUUGGAGUUCUUCUAUGAACAGGCGCCUGAUUCCAUGAGAAGCUUAUGCUCUGCUCUCUCGCUCACCACUGUUGCCCUCGGAAGCUAUUUGAGCUCUUUACUGGUGACCAUUGUUACGGUUAUCAGUACUCGGAAUGGAAAUCCCGGAUGGAUACCAGACAACUUGAAUUAUGGUCACCUUCACUACUUCUUCUGGCUCUUGGCUGUGCUAAGCGUGGUGAAUUUAGGAGCUUUUAUCUUGGUAGCAAAGUGGUACACACAUAAAAGGCCGGUUGGAAAUCUCCGGUGAUUGCUUCAAGGAGUGACACCACGGACAAUAUAAGCAAGUCUGUCCUACCCGCGUUUCUGACUUUUAUUUGCUUUUCACCAAUGGUGGUUUAACCACUUGAAAAUUCACUCUAUCAGUCAUCAGCUUCUUUAUCUUAUGUGAAACAUACAGUUAAAUUCUAGUACAAAGACCAUAGAUUGUUAAUGUUUAUGCAAUUAGAGAGUGCAGAAAAGAAAAGCAAAUGCAUAUUGCCGCGUUCUGUCUACUACAAAAGAUAUAAUUGACGCUUAUAACACAGUUGGAAGCUGAUUGUAUACUUUGUAGAUUAUGAACAUGAAGGCCAUCAGCACUUAUGUUUCCAAUGUCCAUACGCCCGACAGAUUAUGAUUAUCCGUGAUCGGCCGAUGCAAUGUCCAUCUGCAAAGAUGCCAUGGGAUUCUUUGAUUUCUUGUGCUGCUAAGGAAUGGAGAGGAAAGUCUUUGAAAAAAAUUAUAAUGCUCAUCAACCACCGUAUAUUAUACUUGGAAAGGCAGUACUUUAAAAAAAAAAAAAUUGUGUAACUCGGGGGAUGCUGUGACAUUGAAGAAUGACAGUUCUGAAGGAGAGAUUGGCUAUGCUUACGCUUCCAAAUUCUCCUGAUUGUUCAGUCUUGGAACCUCCUGGAAAUCUGUCUGAAGUUAUGAUUUCUGGUUGUGGUUUGAAUCUCAAUGAUAUGGACAGCUGAGGUAGAUGCUACACAACAUUAUGCCUGAGCAUUUGGUUCGAUUUCGUACUUUAGUUACUCUGAUCGGAGAUGUUAUGCAUAUUGAUUGCCUUGUCAUUUGUGAUGUUCAGCAGACCUCAAUUCUUGAGUGGAGUUGUUCUUCUAAUUCUUGGAAAUAAUGGUAUAUUUAUUUAAAAAAAUCAUUAAGUGUUGGAGAUAUAGCAGCAGCCUAGUUUAUUAGGAUUUAUUAAGUUUUUCUUUUUUACCUUUUUAUUCUUAUUGUAACUUUUAUU